Molecule: messenger RNA, 874 nt
Organism: Heterotrigona itama
Lineage: Eukaryota; Metazoa; Arthropoda; Insecta; Hymenoptera; Apidae
Source: the annotation of a GenBank genome assembly
AUGGAAUGGGGGAAAAAAAUGUUAAGACGUUUCACCUGGUUUCAGUACAAAGAAACUGAAGUGUUGGACGUCGAGGCGCUUAACAACACGAGAAGAGCGGACCGAAGCGUCUUAUUCUUCAAUCGUGUACCAAAAGUGGGCUCUCAAACCUUCAUGGAACUCUUGAGGAGGCUGUCCAUGAGAAACGGCUUCUCAUUCAACAGAGAUCGCGUGCAGAGAGUCGAAACAAUUCGUCUUGCGCCUAUUGAACAGAUUCAACCUGCCGCAGCCAAUUUACAUCAACAUAGUCCGGGAUCCUGUUGAGAGAGUGAUAUCCUGGUACUAUUACGUGCGAGCACCUUGGUAUUACGUCGAGAGAAAGCAAAUAUUUCCAGACCUACCACUGCCGGAUCCGAACUGGCUGAAGAAGGACUUCGAGUCCUGUGUACUUAAGGCGGACCGUGAAUGUAGAUACCUGGAGGGUGAAAUUCACGAGGGGAUCGGUGAUCAUCGCAGGCAGACGCUAUUUUUUUGCGGUCACAGCGAGAAAUGCACUCCGUUCAACACGGUGGGCGCUCUGGAACGAGCGAAAAUGGCAGUGGAGAAACACUAUGCGGUCGUCGGCGUGCUCGAGGACGUGAACACCACUCUCACGGUAUUGGAAAAUUACAUACCCCGAUUUUUCCGUGGCGCCACCGACGUCUACUACGACGAGGUGAACGCGUUCACGAGGAUCAAUCGAAACUUCUUCAAGCCACCGGUCAGCGAGGAAGUGAAAGACAUGGUGCGAGGCAACUUCACCAGGGAAAUCGAAUUCUAUCAGUUCUGCAAGCAACGGCUCUAUAAACAAUUGAGAGCAUUGAAGCUGACCAAAAAUAUGUACGAAAGCAAUGGC